This is a messenger RNA of Chlamydomonas reinhardtii, 2530 nucleotides long. RefSeq lists its product as uncharacterized. Gene Ontology annotation, biological process: peptidyl-arginine N-methylation; regulation of DNA-templated transcription. Gene Ontology annotation, cellular component: cytosol; nucleus. The coding region runs from base 45 to 2162 and encodes 705 amino acids. The record is from RefSeq and is a predicted model, not a curated record. Lineage: Eukaryota; Viridiplantae; Chlorophyta; Chlorophyceae; Chlamydomonadales; Chlamydomonadaceae. The transcript is spliced from 12 exons.
CUCUAACAUGCAUUGUUUCCAUUGAUAGGUACAUAUAGAUGAAAAUGGUGCUUGGUAAAAGGUCUGACUAUGGCGACGCCAAGUAUGCAGGCGUGCAGGUGCCCUUCUCCGAUGAUAUACCCAAGACCGUAGAAUCCUAUGGCCUGUGCGGCUUUGACUUUGUGGUGGCGCCGCUGGUGCGCGAGAGCUGGCGCCCGCCCGCCCCGGCCGUGCUGGACAACGGCGCGCUGCCCUCGCCGCUGGAGCGAAGCGACUGCCUCUACAUCAACAGCUCGCAAUGGGCCAACCAGGUGGUGGGCGCCGUCAGCGACUGGAUCCAGCCCGACGCGGCCAACCCCGCACUGCGCCAGCGCUCCGUGACCGCCCUCAAGACGCAGCUGGGCUGGGCGGCGCACCUGGGGCUGCAAGCGGUGGUCAUGCCGCCGCCGCACGCGCCCGGCCGCUGCCCCAACUACGCCGGCGUGCUCAACCAGGCGCUGCAGAGCCUAACCCACAUGGCGCUGUGGCUCACGGUGCCGCUCGUCAUCCCCACACCCACACCCGCCCACGGUGCUGACAGCGGCGCGGCGGUGUCGGCUGUGGCGGGCGCGGGCGGCUUGGACGGCUGGGAGGCAUGGCACCAGGUCCGCGCUCAGUGCGACCACCACAACCUGCUCGGCGCGGCGCUGCUGGUGGGCCCCACCCUGCCCUCCCCCGCCUCGCUCAAGCGCUGGGCGGGCGAGCCCGUCAAGGCGCUGCUGCUGCCCACGGCCGUGUUCUCCGCCAACAAGCGCGGCUACCCGGUGCUGCCCAAGGCGCACCAGGAGCUGGUGGCGGCCUUCUUCAGGCUGGGCGUGCAGGUGGUGAUCACAGGCGAGGCCUGCCACGCCGUGCCGCCGCCCGCCGCCGCCGCCGCCGCGGCCCCGGGCGCCAAGCAGGUGACGCCGGCGCCCGCCGCCGCCGCCGCGGUGGGCCCUGGCGGCGAGCCGCUGGGCUUCACAGUGACAGACCCGGGCGAGAGCCACCCGCUGCGGCCGUACUGGGAGUACCUGUGCUUCCUGUUCAGGCGGCUGGAGGUGGUGUGUGAGCAGGAGCGGCAGGAGGCGAGUUACCGGGACUACCUGCAAGUGCCGCUGCAGCCGCUGCAGGAUAACCUGGAGUCCCAGACGUACGAGACAUUUGAAAAGGACACCCAGAAGUACACCCUGUACGAGGAGGCGGUGUUCAGGGCGCUCAAGGACCGGCAGGCCGCCGAGGCCGCCGCCGCCGGGCCGCGCGACCCAUUCGACCCAGCCAACGCCACCGACGCGCCCGCCGCCUCCGCCGCCUCCACCUCGGGUCGACCGGUGGUUCUCAUGGUGGUGGGCGCGGGCCGCGGGCCCCUGGUGCGCGCCUCCAUGCGGGCUGCGGCGCGGGCGGGCGCGCGGCUGCGUGUGUACGCGGUUGAGAAGAACCCCAACGCGGUGGUGCACAUCCAGCACAUGCUGCGGACCGAGGGGUGGAGCGACUGCGUGACUCUGGUGUCGGCGGACAUGCGGCACUGGCAGGCUCCCGAGCCCGCCGACAUCCUGGUCUCGGAGCUGCUCGGCUCCUUCGGUGACAACGAGCUGUCGCCCGAGUGCCUGGACGGGGCGCAGCGCUUCCUGGCGCCUGGGGGCAUCUCCAUACCGCAGUCCUACACCUCCUUCCUGGCGCCGGUCACCACGCACAAGCUGCACCACGACGUCAAGGCCUACAAGGACCUGGAGCACUUCGAGACGCCCUACGUGGUGCGGCUGCACAGGCACUACCUGCUGGCGCCCACGCAGCCGCUGUUCACGUUCGUGCACCCCAACACCGACGCGCCGAUUGACAACUCGCGGUACGACAGCCUCGUGUUUUCUCGCGACCCAGCGGACGGCGCGGCAGUGCUUCACGGCUUUGCCGGGUACUUCGAGUGCGCGCUCUACAAGGACGUGUUGCUGUCGAUCCACCCGCCAUCGCACAGCGUAAAUAUGUUCAGCUGGUUCCCCAUUUUCUUCCCGCUGCGCGAGCCGGUGUACGUGCCGGCGGGCGGCGAGGUGGGGGUGCAGGUGUGGCGAUGCUGCGCGCCGCACAAGGUGUGGUACGAGUGGGCGUUGAGCGCGCCGGUGGCGGGGCCGAUCCACAACGUGAACGGCCGGUCGUACUGGGUGGGGCUGUGAGCGGAGCGUUUUGUGUGUGUAUGCGUGUGUGUACCGGUUGUGAUUUGAGAGGGAGGGGAGGGGCAGCGAGCGGGUUAGGUGGCGUGUUGCGACGGGUCGCGAGGUGAGCGGCGGCAGCAUGGAAUGAAGAUGGACGUCGGAUGGGAUUGUCGAUGCUCGGUUUGGAGUAAGCUACAUGCAUGCAGGUUGUGCGCGCGCUACUAUGGAUUGGCGUGAAGGAGCUGGGCAGGAGGUGGGAGGGCGGGAAGGGCUACUGAAGAGUGCGAGUGCGACACUCACACCGGCUGGCGCGCAAGUGAACAGAGUCGCGAGUUUCUCUUUAAGCAGGUGCUAUGUUACAUGCCAUAGUUGUGUAAGCAGGCUAGUAU